Messenger RNA from Nannizzia gypsea CBS 118893, 1071 nucleotides. RefSeq lists its product as hypothetical. The coding region runs from base 1 to 1071 and encodes 356 amino acids. The record is from RefSeq and is a predicted model, not a curated record. The transcript is spliced from 2 exons. NCBI's taxonomy places the organism in Eukaryota, Fungi, Ascomycota, Eurotiomycetes, Onygenales, Arthrodermataceae. Gene Ontology annotation, molecular function: hydrolase activity.
AUGCGAUCUCUCUACGGUCGGUCUCGAGGCUCUCUCGUCCUAUCGUCCUCUAUACGAGUAAUUGGGGCCGCUGCGAUUGGGGAUGGCGUGAAGAAGACGUGUCCUUGCAAGAGCCGGGGAAAGCUGGAGAAAGCUCAGCAGCAACUAUCAUCUGUUGCCGUAUCCUUACAACCAGGGCGAGGUCCUCCCCCAUUCUCUGGGUUUAAGACAUUGGCUGAUGUGCUCUACUGUGUUCACCUUUGCUGUCGACAACCCCCUGUUGCUCCGCCAGUCAAUACCAAGCCAAUCCAAAUUGUCUGCAUCUCGGAUACCCACAAUUCGACCAGAGAGGUUUCACCUGGUGAUCUGCUCAUCCAUGCUGGUGACUUAACCCAACAUGGCUCAUUUGAGGAGCUUCACGGUCAAUUUCAAUGGCUCUCUGCUCUCCCACAUCCUCAUAAAAUCGUCGUAGCAGGAAACCACGAUCUUCUGCUUGAUCCAGAUUUCGUUAAACGUCAUCCUACCCGCAUUCCCAAGGAUUCUGGAUCGUCCAUCUUCAGUUUGGAUUCGUACGAUGUCGACUACCUCCAGGACCGAUUUGUCACCCUAAGAUUCUCAAAUGGAAGACGUUUAAAUGUUUAUGGUUCGCCGCAGACACCAGAAUUUGGUAUUUGGGCCUUUCAAUACCCAGCUAUUAGGGAUGUUUGGACCCGUAGGAUCCCUGAUAAAACGGAUGUUGUAGUGGUUCAUGGCCCACCCGUACUUCAUUAUGAUACUGGAAAGAAAGGAGAUGGGUAUAUAUUAAGAGAGCUAAGAAGAGUGAGGCCACAGCUUGUUGUAUUUGGUCAUGUUCAUGAUGGAUAUGGACAAGACUACCUUUUCCAUGAUGGAGUACAAAGUGCAUGGGAAGAUGCAAUCCUACGAAGAAGUGGUGUACUUGCAAUAUUUCGUACGAGUUUCUGGAUGAUUGUAGCAUGCAUUAGAGUCUUGCUAGGGCUCUCACAGCCCAACCCAACGAGGUUAGUGAAUGCAGCUAUCGCACCUGGAGAAAACAGGAAAACAGAGAAAGACCCGAUUAUAUUGGAAAAAUAA